AAUGUUACCAGAACCGCGGAAGUAAGACGAGAACCGAAUCAUAAAGCACAGGUCGUCCUUGGGUAGGUUCUCAACCUUACGUCCGGGUGGACGUAAGUGCGGCCAUAAUUUGAAAAAACUGUUGGAUUUUCAAAUUAUGACGAGCCAUUUAAAGGCGAUGCUGCAAGUAUUCCGAGAGUUGGUUCCGGUGGUGACGAGCGGGACGUUCCUCAUCAUCCUCACGUCGUGUGCUGUGUUCGGCGGCGUGGACUACUUCCGCUUGGCUCCAGGGAGCCUGAGUGUGGGCUCCGGUGUUUUCCUCCAGGGCCAAGUUCACAGAGUCCUCACCUACCCCUUCUACCACAGGAGCCUGGGCCAGCUGCUCCUCGGCAUCUGCACCAUGCUGUUCCUGGGUGGCGGUCUGGAGAACGGCGUGGGGACUGUCCGCUUCCUGUUGGCGUGCGUCCUGAUGUCCGUCGUCACUGGCUUGCUGUACGCUUUCCUGGAUGUGCUGCGGGACGGCCAGGCGCCCACGGAGGGCUUGGUGCCCACGGCCCUGGCCUGCGUGGCCCUCACCACCGCCCGCACUAAAACGACCAAAGGGUUCCUUUGUGGGGUCAGCGUCCCCGCCGUGGUCCUCCCGUGGGUGCUGGUCCUCAUCACCGGCGUCCUCGUCCCUCACGCCGUGCUGCCAUGCAGCAUCGUGGCCAACCUGGUGGGAUGGACCCACGGCAGGGGAUGGUUCUCCCUGGUGGACAUCUCCGAGUCCGGGGCGGCUCUCGUGGAGAAGAGCGCACCUUUCCGCCUGUUGAGGGGCGUUGGCGUGGUUUUGUUUGUGCCGGCUUCCGCGGAGGAGAGGAGGAGAACUCUGCUCCCGCAGAUAAACCCGCCGCCGGGCUCCUACCCGGUGCAGGCCUACGCACCUGUGUCAAGCGCCACCACCUUGGCUGCUGGGAGCACAGACACCAUGCAUGAGGGGUGGAGGAACUCCCCCGGUGCUGUGGUCGGUCCAGGACAUCUCCCAGCAGGCGUUCUAGAGGAAAGCUGCGAACACAGCAGUCACUCUCAUAGUCACGCUCUUCUUCAGUUAUAGUCACUUUUUUUUUUACUCCGUUCAGUUUUCUGUGCACCAUUGACAUGAUUGAACCAUCUUCACCCUGUGACUGGGAUCAAAAUGUCCCAUCGGCAAUCCAUCCAUUUUCUUCCGCAUAUCCGAGGUCGGGUCGCGGGGGCAGCAGCCUAAGCAGAGAAGCCCAGAUUUCCCUCUCCCCAGCCACUUCGUCCAGCUCCUCCUGAGGGAUCCAGAGGCGUUCCUAACAGGUGUAAAAGAAAGUGCAUCUCUAUCCUCCUUCAAAAUCGCACUAAAACAACACCUCCAGGCAACUUCAACCCUUGACUAACAGCCUCCCCCUUCCACAUCCCACCUCCCCGGAUUGUAAAUAAUCAAAUGUAUUUUUAAUGUAUAUACUUGUUCUUAUGCUAUCUGAACCAGAGGUGGGUAGAGUAGCCAGAAUUUGUACUCAAGUAAGAGUACUGUUACUUUAGAGAUUUAAUACUCAAGUAAAAGUAAGGAGUAGUCACCCAAAUAUUUACUUGAGUAAAAGUAAAAAGUAUGUUGUGAAAAAACUACUCAAGUACUGAGUAACUAAUGAGUAACAUACACACACAUCAUAUAUAUAUUUAUAUAUAUGUAUAUAUAUAUAUAUAUAUAUACACAGUAUAUAAUUUAUAUUUAUUUAUUUUGCCGUUUUUGUUUACAUGUUAAAGGUGUUUUAAUGAAUAUACAUGCAUGUUUAACACAUAUAGAUUCCUUUCUUUCAUGAAGACAAGAAUAUAAGUUGGUGUAUUACCUGAUGAUGACUUGCAUUGAUUGUAAUCAGACAGUAGUGAUGAUAACGUCCACAUUUUCGAAUGGAAGAGAAAAAAAAGUCCUCCUUUCUGUCCAAUACCACAUGAAAGUGGUUGGUUUUUGACAUCUUAUUUGUCCAGCUUCCAUAUUCGUUUUUAUACACUUUACAAGAAAUACAUUGGCGGCAAACUCCGUAGCUUGCUAGCUUGUUUGCGCUGGCUUUCGGAGACUCUUAUUUUGAAAGCGCAGGCGCGAUGGAGCGGCACUUUUAUUGUGAAGACAGGAACUGUGCAGUCAGUCUUUAGGCUUUUGACGGGAAGUACGGUUGAAAUAAAAAAAAAAGGGUCUUUUUUCCUUCACAUUUUUGAUUGAUUGAUUGGAACUUUUAUUAGUAGAUUGCACAGUACAGUACAUAUUCCGUACAAUUGACCACUAAAUGAUAACACCCCAAUAUGUUUUUCAACUUGUUUAAGUCAGGUCAUGUGACCCCUGGCUCUGUUUGAUUGGUCCAACGUAACCAGUGACUGCAUCUGAUUGGUGGAACGGAGUGAACGUCACCAGUGACUGUAUUUGUUGAAACGCAGGCACUUUGAAUGUCUGUCUGACAGACCAAAACAAACAAAGCGUGCAUUAACAGAUCGAUAAAAAUGAGUAGCGAGUAGCGAGCUGAAUGUAGAUAAAAGUAGCGGAGUAAAAGUAGCGGAGUAAAAGUAGCGUUUCUUCUCUAUAAAUAUACUCAAGUAAAAGUAUGUUGCAUUAAAACUACUCUUAGAAGUACAAUUUAUCCCAAAAGUUACUCAAGUAGAUGUAACGGAGUAAAUGUAGCGCGUUACUACCCACCUCUGAUCUGAACUCACUAUGUUCUCUGCUCGCUGUACAUAUCCUACCAAGUCACACCUACACUGUUUCAAUGUCCAUUCCUCUGAUGAUGCAAUUGUUGAUGACUGAAGUGCUGAUAUCAACCAAACCCUCCUCAUCCCACCCCCCGGAUUGUAAAUAAUGUAAAUAAUUCAAUGUAUAUACUCUGAUGAUGAACUUGUGUGAUGACUGUAUUAUGAUGAUAGUAUAUAUUUGUACCAUGAAUUGAUUUACGUGGACCCCGACUUUAAACAAGUUGAAAAACGUAUUGGGGUGUUACCAUUUAGUGGUCAAUUGUAUGGAAUAUGUACUGUACUGUGCAAUCUACUAAUAAAAGUCUCAAUCAAUCAAUCCCAGGCCAGCCGAGAGACAAGGUCUUCCCAACGUGUCCUGGGUCUUCCCCGUGGCCUCCUGCCGGUCGGACGUGCCCCAAACAAAUUUGGGUGAUACCGAUCUGAUCGUUUGUGCAAAUAUACAUAAUGUGUCUGCUAAAACCUAAAGACUUGUGUUUUUUUUUUCAAAAUAAUACCAUAUACCGUAUUUUUCGGACUACCGGUAUAAGUCGCAGUUUUUUUCAAAGGUGCGACUUAUACUCAGGAGCGACUUAUGUGUGAAAUGAUUAACACAUUAGCGUAAAAUAUCAAUAUUAUUGAUCUCAUUCACGUAAGAGACUAGACGUAUAAGAUUUCAUGGGAUUUAGCGAUUAGGAGUGACAGAUUGUAUAGCAUGUUCUAUAUGUUAUAGUUAUUUGAAUGACUCUUACCAUAAUAUGUUACGUUAACAUACCAGUUGGUUAUUUAUGCCUCAUAUAACGUACACUUAUUCAGCCUGUUGUUCACUAUUCUUUAUUUAUUUUAAAUUGCCUUUCAAAUUUCUUUUCUUGCUGUUGGCUUUUAUCAAAUACAUUUCCCCCCAAAAAUGCGACUUAUACUCCAGUGCGACUUAUAUAUGUUUUUUCCCUUCUUUAUUAUGCAUUUUCGGCCGGUGCGACUUAUACUCCGAAAAAUACGGUACAUCUUUAAAAAAAACUGUACAAAUGUAAGAAAAAGGAGCAAAGAUAUCAUAAUUUAAUGGAAAAAAUCUGAAAUGUUUAAACUAAUACUUAGUCACGUGUCUUAAUAUAUAUACUUUUGUUUUUAGCAUUAUUUAGAAAGAAUAUAUCAAAAUGGGCCGCUCCAUAUGUGACUUUUCAAUAUUAAUAGCUUUUGAAAUAAGAAUACAAAUAUUUUAAAUAAACAAAAUGUAGAUAUCUAAAGAAUAACAUACUAACUUAUGAAUUAUUUAGUAAAAUGACAAUAAAACACUGUUAAUUUAAUAUUUUUGUACAUGCAGAAUGUUUGAGACGAGGUUAUGCAGUGAUGUUAUUUUAUUCUUACAUGGGAAGGAAAAAACGGUAAAAAUAAUCGGUAUGUAAUGAGAAAACGUGGUUAUAUACUUAGUCAACAAAGCUGACAAUCUGUUUUUAGCAUCUUUUUAAAUAAAAUAGCAGUAUGGCCCUCGCAUACUUUUGACUUUUCAGUGUGCGGCCCUUGGUGGAAAAAGUUUGGAAACCCCUGAACUAAAGUAUCGCUAUUUUGAUUUGCGGAUCGAUAUUAGGCAUACUUGCCAACCUUGAGACCUCCGAAUUCGGGAGAUGGAGGGGCGGGGGGUGGUUGAGGUGCAGGCAGCAUGCCCCUUCCCCUUUGAGCUUUUCUGGAUGAAAUUAAAUUAUUUUUUCCAAUCAUUUUGGAACUUGCAAGCGUAUUUCUUCUUCUUACUCGUCGUCGCCAUGUCUCUUCUUCCUUCUCCUGCUUCGUCUCCUUCUUGUUGUGUGUGCAGUUGUAUGAAUUGCGUUAUCAUUAAAGUAGUUUAAACAUCAUACAACGUGUCAGCAUUGCUUGACAUCUUCGUGUAAAGACCAUUGUUAAAUCCGUCCAGCGCUACAUUAUGUGACUGGGCCGGCACGCUGUUUAUAUGGAGGAAAAGCAGAAGAACGGACGCCUGGACAGCACGCGGCUGUUAAGGAGUGAAGGUUUCAGGUGAGAGAGGAUGCUAAAGGCAGUGUCUUUAAGCCACGCCCCCUAUAUUGUUGUCUGGGCGGAAAUCGGGAGAAUGGUUGCCCCGGGAGAUUUUCGGGAGGGGCACUGAAAUUCGGGAGUCUCCCGGGAAAAUGGGGAGGGUUGUCAAGU
Molecule: messenger RNA, 4854 nt
Organism: Nerophis lumbriciformis (worm pipefish)
Lineage: Eukaryota; Metazoa; Chordata; Actinopteri; Syngnathiformes; Syngnathidae
Gene: rhbdd2
Product: rhomboid domain containing 2
Cellular component (GO): membrane
Molecular function (GO): serine-type endopeptidase activity
Source: RefSeq, a predicted model, not a curated record